Molecule: messenger RNA, 778 nt
Organism: Oreochromis aureus
Lineage: Eukaryota; Metazoa; Chordata; Actinopteri; Cichliformes; Cichlidae
Gene: prl2
Product: prolactin 2
Exons: 5
Coding region: 86-778 (230 amino acids)
Biological process (GO): response to nutrient levels; positive regulation of receptor signaling pathway via JAK-STAT
Cellular component (GO): extracellular region
Molecular function (GO): hormone activity
Source: RefSeq, a predicted model, not a curated record
AGGGACCCUCACACGAACCACUCAGAUUUGGAAUAGGAGCACAUCUGCACUCUCUGCUCUAAGAUAGGAUCUCCUUAUCUGCAGGAUGCCUGGAAACAUCAGAUCAGUCUCUGUGGUCUCGGUAGCUUUGUUGUGCUUGGUGUUCUGCAGUCAGCCGACCAGUCUGGAUGCAGCCCCCCUCUGUACGAAUGCCGAGGCUGGGUGUCACGUCCUCUCCCUGGCUAACCUGUUUGACCGGGUCAUUCAACACUCAGCCAGAAUGCACGGCAUUUCAAAUGACCUUCACUCUGAGUUUGAGCUUUACUUCCUGCCCAGUAAGAAUCAGAUUGGCCGGGUCAGUCGCAACUGUCACACGUCUAACAUCCUCACCCCAAAUGGAAAGGAGAACGCUCAGAGAAUGGCGAGGGAGGAGCUGACGGAGGUGAUUCUAAAGCUCCUGGUGGCAUGGAGGGACCCUCUGUGGCAUUUCCACCAGAGCAUGACGCACUUCCACGACUUCAUUGACUUCAGCUCCAAUAAAUCUCUUAAAAUGAGUGAUAUGGUGCACGAGCUACGGAAAGGAGUACAGAAAGUAGUUGAGAAGAUGCAGAUGUUGGGAAUAUUAAGUAACUCUGUCAGCAGCCUCAUGUCUCCCGAGGCUUUCUUGGCAUCAGGCAGUGCUGAGUGGCGCCUAAUGAAAGACUACGAGCUCCUCUACUGUUUUCGCCGAGACUCCAACAAGGUCCAAAACUACCUGAAGAUCCUGAAGUGUCGCAUUGUUCCAGAGGAUGGAUGUUAA